Messenger RNA from Vigna umbellata (rice bean), 1528 nucleotides. RefSeq names its product Biotin/lipoate A/B protein ligase family. Gene Ontology annotation, biological process: protein modification process. Lineage: Eukaryota; Viridiplantae; Streptophyta; Magnoliopsida; Fabales; Fabaceae. The record is from RefSeq and is a predicted model, not a curated record.
UUCUUACUUUCCCUCUCUAACAAAAUAAGUUUCAAACAAAAUCUGGUGCACUGAACUCAGUUUUCGUUAACGAUUCUCAUUGUCCCCCACCGUUGUUUUCGCCGACGCUCUCAAGCCUCCGGCGAGCCCUAAGAAACCCUAGACGGCGCCACCACAUUCAUCAGAAACUGAGAAAAUGAGUACAAGUGACAAAAAAGAUACACACCUUCUCACUCACUUUUAUAUCGACUCACAAUUUAACACGGUCCCCUCUCAAUAGUUUUGUCUGUAGAUGUUAAGAUAUUUCCGCUACUCACCGAACCUGUUUGAUAAAAUGCGUCUUUAACUGGUUGUAUUGUUUUGUUAUUGCUUGAACAUUCUGGAUUCAUUCAAACAAAGUUUCUUCUACUCAUCACGAUUGGGCGUGCUUUCAUCAAUCAGCUUUAGUUUUUGUUGGUAGUACUCUGUUGGGUGGGCACGAAUCCUCAUUCCCAUUAUUUUCUAAUUAUCUUUCACUUGAAUCAAAGAACCAGAUAAUGGCUGUGAUGGGUAAGGCAAAAGAAGCAGGACUUCCAUUGAUGAAGUUGAUUAAGUUGAGAGGGAUGCCUAUUUUGCAGCAAUUGCAUUUAGAGGAACGGCUGCUUCGAACCAGUUCAGAUAAUUGGUGCCUCAUCAACGAUGGAACAAAUUCCCCUGCCAUUGUAAUGGGCUUGUCUGGGAAACUUUCAGAACUGGUCGAAGUCAAGCCUGUGUUGCAAGAUCGUAUACCCAUUAUCAAAAGGUUUACCGGGGGAGGAACUGUUGUUGUUGACCAUGACACUAUAUUUGUUACGUUGAUAUGCAAUAAAGAUGCCGUUUCAAAUGUGCAACCCUUUCCCCGAAGUAUCAUGUCAUGGAGUGGUUUAUUAUACAGUGAAGUUUUUAAAGGGCUUGCUGAUUUCCAUCUCCGUGAGAAUGAUUAUGUGUUAGGUGAUCGUAAGUUUGGUGGAAAUGCUCAGUCUAUAACCAAGAAUCGGUGGGUACACCACACAUCAUUUUUAUGGGAUUAUGAUGUCAAGAACAUGUCUUAUCUCAAGUUACCUGCAAAGGUUCCUCAGUACCGAUUAAGAAGAAGUCACAUGGAUUUUAUUUGUCGAAUGAAAGAGUAUUUGCCUAGAUCAGAUUUUAUUGAGAGAACUAUUAAGGCUCUUGAUGGCCAAUUUUCGGUGAAAUCCAUUAGCUUGGAGUCCAUAGAUGUUCCCUCUGUUUCUGAAUAUGUUCAUACCACUAAGCUUCUCACAGAGCAGCACAUUCAGGAAACUUGCACUAUUCAAACUUGAAAAAAUAGUUGCAAGAGGUUUGGCAACAAAAUAUAAGAUAUAAUAAUAAGGGGGAUAGGAUUUAACAAUGGGUGAAUUGAGUAUGCUGUUGUGGAAAUUUCAUUCUCAGUACUGAUGAAUAUUGACUGCUGUGUUCUGAUAUUGUUGUACAUUAGUUUUUUUUUUCUUUUCGACCAUAAUUUGUUCUGGCCAAGUUGCUUUUUCUUUUGCUUAGAUUAUUUUCCAUACUU